GCGACCCCGAUAAAACGAUUCGAAUGUGUGCAGGCUGUGUUCGUCGUGAGCGCAAACGAGCCGAACGUACAAAAGAUGGCAAACCUCGUAAAGAUAGUCGGUCUCCUACGGGAUCCGAAACGGAGCUUUCCAAAACCGCCGAAGAAGAGAUGGAGAUGGAUAUGAACCGUAUUUUACUAUUCAAUUGUGGUCCAAUGGUCAACUUUAGUUCUGGAGACGUCAUUUUACCUACUCGCAUUACCUGCUAUUGUCGUCAUCAUAAUGAAAAGAUUGGAUUCUGCUAUUGCUAGUGGUGUAUCACCUCCAAUCAUGAUUACGGACGAUCACAAAAACACUAAACAACGCAGCGCCGGCCGAAAACGCCCCCGUUCCGACGAUUAUGAAGUAUCCACACCCGCUGACUCUCGACGUGGUUCGGUGUCUCCGAAGCAAACAAAACAAGAACAACCUGUGAAUACACUGUCAAUUGCGGAAGCGGCCGAGUUAGCGUCCAUGUUACCCACCCCGUCGGAAGAAAAUGCGCCUACCCUAUUUGCGCCCAUGGCUUCUUCGACCAGCACACCCACCGUGAAUCCACCUUUGAACGAAAUCUUCCAACGUGCCAUUCAAUCAGACGAACCUUUACCGCAGUUAUUUGCCACGGAGUCUGAAAACACGGAAAUAUGGCCGUUUAAUCGUCGUCGACGUACGACACGCACGUUCCCAACAGGGAUAUCGGGUGUUUCCGGCUUACCCAUCGAAUUGCCUCCUCAGUUGGAGCGAUUGGUGCCGUCGCAAGGUCCCACGUACGGUGGUGUGGAAGUCACCGUAUUAGGCUCAGGCUUUUACCGUGGUUUGACGUGUCUGUUUGGAGAACAUCCUGCUACCACCGUGUAUUGGAAUCCCAAUACACUGGUCUGCGUUCUUCCGCCCGCGGCUCAUCCAGGGCCCGUGGUGGUAUCGUUCAAAGAACAUCCAUUGGUGAUUGAAGGACAAGACGUCGCUUUAUUCACGUAUUACGAUGCCAGUGAUCAAGCAUUACUGGAACUCGCUUUGCAAGUGGUCGGCUUAAAAAUGACCGGCAAGUUGCAUGACGCAAAACACAUUGCCAUGAGGAUCGUGCAAGGGGAUCAGCAACCUAGCUCCUCUUCAAAUCAGCACCAGUCAUCAUCAUCGCAACAUCAAUACAGCAUGGAUAUCGAGCAACAGGUGAUGAAAGCAUUGGAAACAUUGGAUGCUCCAGAUAUUGUACAUGCCAAUCCCAGUGGUCACACCUUGCUCCAUCUGGCAGUGAUGUUGGACUACCGGGAUCUUGUGCAAGCGUUGGUGGCGAAAAUUCGACCGGAAGAAUUGGAUCAUCCUGAUCGCAACGGGUUCACUGCACUUCACUUUGCUUGCUGGCGUGGAUCUCACUUGCUUACCAAGAUUCUCCUAAAAGCCGGUGCGAAUCCGGAGGCGACUUGCAGUCUUGGUACGGCGCUGGAAGUCGCUAAAUCGAACAAUGUCAUUAAAAUGUUGGCUUCCUGUACGGUGAAACCAUCACCUUCCCGUCGUCCGAGUAUCAAGGCUCAGUAUAUGCGUCGGUUCCACUCGUUGCAAGAAACUGAGGCUGUUGAAGAUGAUUUAUCCAUGGAUCAAAACGGACUGGGAUUAGCGAUUCCAAAAUCGGAUCGUCGUCUCUACAUGUUCUGGGUUCCUCUUCUUUUAGUGACGGUGGGUCUUUUAUACUUCCAGAUCCUCGGUAAUCGAACUUUCCUUACGGUGCUUUGGGAUCGUAUUCCUCUUCGCAACUUUGGUAGCAGGAUCGCCGUGUAAACAUGUGUUGUAUAUCAACAUGUUUCUUGUCAAUUCUCAUUUUCCUAUGUUUUUCCCUUUUUACUCAUUUUUAUCCCCCCAUUUGCAUUUUCGUUGCCCUUAAUUUGCUUUUCGUCUUUUUUUCUUCUUCUUUUGUAUGUGAUUGAUUUUUUCUUUAUCUUUCAUUGCUAGAUAU
Molecule: messenger RNA, 1969 nt
Organism: Radiomyces spectabilis
Lineage: Eukaryota; Fungi; Mucoromycota; Mucoromycetes; Mucorales; Radiomycetaceae
Exons: 4
Coding region: 262-1794 (510 amino acids)
Biological process (GO): regulation of transcription by RNA polymerase II
Cellular component (GO): nucleus
Molecular function (GO): protein binding; transcription coregulator activity; double-stranded DNA binding
Source: RefSeq, a predicted model, not a curated record